AAAAUAAAGUGCAUGUGUCGAUAGCUGCAGAUAGCAUUGUUCUUGGUGUAUUUGACCAUAGCAAACUAUUAGUCACAGCAGAAGGCUCACGCGGUGCUGGAUGAGUAAAUACCAGGUCGGUGCACGUGUGGUCAGUGUGCACGGGGGUCACAUGCUGUUGCCUGGCAACAUGAAAAAUUGAGCCGGACUUCUGACCCGGAUGAGUUCCGCAUUGGUUGAGAAACGGUUGAGAAGCGGAAUAAUAAAACAAAAGGGAAGUCCGAGAGGAACCGGCGCGGGCAGUUUUGCUGGUUUAGUCGUAGUUCCGCGCAUGCGCUGAAUAUCUUGAAUAACAGGUCCACAUGCAGGGGGCAGCUCUCGAUAGUUUGACACGUGUCUUAAAUGUGUCCUGACAAAGCGGCAUUUCAGCGGGAUAGUCAGUUGUUUGCUUUGAACGUGUCCUCACACCACCAGCUCAGUCUUGUGUGGACGAGAGCAGGUUUAAGGAGCACAUGCUCAAUGUGGGGCAGCAGACGCCCCCGUAUCGACUGAACUGCCCUCUGGAGCCCCGCAGCCCCCUGCAGCCCGAGCUCACCUGGCAGAAGGACUGUCAGCAGCUCCCUGCUCAGGUAGGGAAGGGAUACCUGGAGUUUGCCAACCUCACCUUGCAAGAUCAAGGAAAUUACACCUGUACGCAACAGAGCAACAGCACAGCCUCAUUCACUGUGCGUCUCAUAGUCAAAGACUCCCAGUGCUCCAAAGUCCCAACAUUUGAACUUACUGGGGUCCUGAAAGGACUCCAGACAAGUGCGGAACACACCGUGACAUUAAACUGUACUGCUCAACUCCAAUGGGACCCGACAGAAGAGCCCUGUGACACCACACUGCAGUGGAGUAAAGAGGGCCAACCCCUGACCAAUCACACACCUCACAUUCAGAAUACAUCUUCAUGGUCUCCUGUUGCUGGCCAGCUGAUGGUCACCAGUCUUCUGGUGGUCAACCUUAAAGAGCUAGAUGCCUUUGGGCUCUACAGCUGCACAGUGAGGAACAUUUCCGCUGACUUCAGCCUGCCGUACUCAAACACGGUUGUGUGCUCGGUUGGCCCCAACCACACAUCUGCUGUCAUUGCAGCCGUCGUUCUCCUCCUGCUCCUGACUGUAGCUGCUGCUGUGUACUCCCGGUGUCACUUGAACAUCAAACUGUGGUACAGGAAUUCCUACGGCCCCUACGAUCUAAAUGAUGGCAAAUUAUAUGACGCCUAUAUCUCUUAUGUGAACAAUGACCACGACAGGAAGUUUGUCAACUUUAUUCUCAAACCUCACCUGGAGAACAAAAAUGCGCUCAAGGUGCAUCUCACUGACAAUGAUAUUCUACCAGGCUCGGAACCUUCUGCAGAGCUGCUAAUGAACAUUAGUCGCUCGCGGCGUUUGAUCGUGUUGCUCUCUCAUGCUUACCUCGAGCAGGACUGGUGCUCCAAUAACUUCAGGCAGGGCCUUCUGCAACUGUUGGAGUUGUGUCAGAGGCCCAUCCUCAUCAUGUUGGAGGGUCAGUCCAAACGCAUGAGGCCUGAGAUCAAGCAACUGCUCAGUGAGCACCAGCACCGCCUCACCAUACUCACCUGGAGGCACAACUCGGUGACUCCUUCCUCCGUCUUCUGGAAGGAGCUGGCCUUAGCGAUGCCCCGCAGAGUCGUCUUCCACAGUGAGUCUGCAGGCGACCCUCAGACUCUGCUACAAGAUGACAGGGACCCCAUGCUGACCCUGGACUCCGAGUACCUUGACUGCCGCUCAGACACAGACCCUGCUGGAGAUCUGGGGCUGCGCCUCCCUGUGUACAAGGCUCUGGCCUUUAAAGCUCCUGUCCUCCCUGCUGCUCCCAUCCAGGCAGCUGAGCCCAAGUCCUCCGACAUCGACGUGUCGGACCUCGGAUCACGCAACUAUGGAGCCCGCACAGACUUUUACUGCCUGGUCACUGAGGACAUGUGACUCACACCCCCCCACUGCUACUGGUCUCCAUGCCUACAUGCCAUUGCUUUAUAGUUAUCUAGUAAAUGUGUUUUUCUUUUGUGUACAGUGUGUUGUUAAAAUCAAAGUGUUACCUAUUUUUAUUUCCACUUACUUGUAAAGAAAAUUAUUCUUAUUGUUUUUCGGUAUUUUUUGCUGUUUCGUAGAAUAUUUUAAGACAAAUUAUUGUGUUAAUCAGGAAAAUAAGUAACUCUCGACUUGCAUUUCACUGGUAGCAUUCUUAUAAACUGAUGUCAGAUAAGAUGAAAUAAUUCUUCUUUUUUAACAGAUUUUGCACAAGUGCAUUUCAGGAAAUAAAUGUGACGGAAAUAACAUAGCAAACACACCAAUAAAGCAAUUUGACAAAAUA
This is a messenger RNA of Gasterosteus aculeatus aculeatus (three-spined stickleback), 2352 nucleotides long. The record is from RefSeq and is a predicted model, not a curated record. NCBI's taxonomy places the organism in Eukaryota, Metazoa, Chordata, Actinopteri, Perciformes, Gasterosteidae.